AUGCACUUAAUUCAAACAUAUUAUGCUGCUGUUGAAAAAUCUAAACAUUUAAGUAAUGAGAAUUUAGAUAUUGAAAAUUCUUUAAUUGAAUUAACUUAUCAACGUUUAUCACUUUUACAUGUUUCAAAUAAUAAUAUAAAAACAGAUAUUGAAAUAUUUCGUUCAUAUAUUCAAAAUGUUCAUAUUAAAUCAUUAGAAACAAUGACACAAACAUUAAUUAAACAAUAUGCCGAAUUAUUAUUAAAAUGUGUUGAUAAAGGAAAUUAUAUUCCAAUAAUAAGUUCAGAUGAUAAAACUAAUAAAACUAAUCAUGUUGAUGAAGAAAUUUUGUUAUUAUUAUUAUUGGGUCAAACAUCAACAUUAAAUGAAGCUGUACAUGAUUGGCAACCUGAACAUGAAGGUCAAAGAGAACGUAGUCAUCAAGCUGCUUAUAAUAUUCUUGCUCUUCUAUCUAUAUUUCUUUCUCGUAAACAAGCAUUUCAUAUUAUUGCUGAUUCUUAUGAACGAGCUCUUCGUUUUUCAUUUGAACAUUUUCAAACAUCGUUUAAUUAUGGAUUAUCAUUAAUAUCAUCAGGUCAAUCAUAUCGUGCUUAUCUUAUAUUAAAAGAAUGUUUACG
This is a messenger RNA of Rotaria sp. Silwood1, 617 nucleotides long. Lineage: Eukaryota; Metazoa; Rotifera; Eurotatoria; Philodinida; Philodinidae. The record is from the annotation of a GenBank genome assembly.